AUGGCAGCGUCCAAGGUUACCUUCAAGAUAACGCUCACAUCCGAUCCGAAACUCCCGUUUAAGGUCCUAAGCGUACCAGAAACGACACCCUUCACAGCGGUUCUAAAAUUUGCUGCCGAAGAGUUUAAAGUGCCACCAGCAACGAGUGCUAUUAUCACGGAUGAUGGCAUCGGCAUCAACCCGCAACAGACCGCCGGUACCGUGUUUCUGAAGCACGGUUCCGAGCUACGAUUAAUUCCUCGCGAUCGUGUCGGAUGCUGCUGAGAGUCGGUUUCGUCAACCUCUGUUAGA
Molecule: messenger RNA, 291 nt
Organism: Anopheles maculipalpis
Lineage: Eukaryota; Metazoa; Arthropoda; Insecta; Diptera; Culicidae
Gene: Ufm1
Product: ubiquitin-fold modifier 1
Exons: 3
Coding region: 1-264 (87 amino acids)
Biological process (GO): protein K69-linked ufmylation
Cellular component (GO): nucleus; cytoplasm
Source: RefSeq, a predicted model, not a curated record